This is a messenger RNA of Lodderomyces margitis, 1122 nucleotides long. RefSeq lists its product as uncharacterized. The record is from RefSeq and is a predicted model, not a curated record. Bases 1 to 1122 code for a protein of 373 amino acids. The transcript has a single exon. Gene Ontology annotation, biological process: endoplasmic reticulum tubular network organization. Lineage: Eukaryota; Fungi; Ascomycota; Pichiomycetes; Serinales; Debaryomycetaceae. Gene Ontology annotation, cellular component: endoplasmic reticulum tubular network.
AUGGGUGUGUUUGAUAUCUUUGGAAGCAAGCAUGGUUUUGAUCCAACUAGAUUUGAGAAGGAAUUUAGUCAGCUAACUGGAAACAUCAACAAGACCAAGCAACAAUUAACAAGAUUAACCCAACGCAAACUGAGACUAAACGGAAAACUAGAGGCAUUCAUAUCAAUUGGCUAUAUACUCAUCUUCCUGUACUGCUACUUUUCCAUUCCAAAUGAUGUUCAUGCAACGAAUCGUAUACAGCAGUUCAUAAAGGGGCAAACAAAGCAAAAUUUAUACGUGCUUAUUGGGUAUCCAUUGGUUUCCAUAUUGGUCAUCAAAAUUGUAAAUUUUGCUUUCAAUUACCUUAUCAAACGUCAGGAUCUGUACUUGUCCAAAUUGCAAGCUAAACAUAAAGCUAAAAUGGAAGAAUUGAAAAAAAUUACAAACUUUAACGCCACAAAUGAAUUGAUCAACAAGUACGGUGAAAAGAAAUUGCCACAGAAUGUUCCUCAAGUUCAGAAAACCAUUCCUGGCAUGAAAAAUAAAAAGCAAGAUGAUUUGAGAGUUCAAGCGUUGAAGGAAUUGCAUUUGAAUGAUAAACGCCUUACCUCGAAUGAGAACGCAGCGCUUCCAAAUAAGCCGACUGACGCAUCAAAGCAACAACAGCCACAAGCACAAGCUCCACCUCCAUCGAAUUCACGCACAUUUCAAGACCGUUUAUUGGAUUUGUUUGUAGGAUCAGACAAUUCAGAAUCGGUGGAACAGCGAUAUGCUUUGAUUUGCUCGCAUUGUUUUGCGCAUAAUGGGUUGGCUCCUCCUCAUUGUGAAGAUCCGCUGUUGGUUAAGUACCAGUGUUGGAAAUGUGGUGCAUUGAAUGGGAAGGGGAUGUUAUUUGGCCACCCUCAAGAUCAGGAUCAGCAAAAGAUGCCAAUCGCAGGAGAAGAUACGCGUGAGGAGAAUUCAACCAAGCCUGAAGUUGCAAACGCAGUAGGUGACAUAAAGGAGUUCUCGCCAACUAAUGAAGCACUUAAUUCUGACGCAGCUUCUGCUAAGGAAGCGAAAGUACUUGAUGCAGCUCCUGCUGAAAAGAACAAAGCUGCUGUUUCUAAAGAACCAACUGGGGAGUCGCUUGCGAGUAACUAG